GCCCGUUAGCUUAGUUUAGCUGCCGCUACUCACCGGCGAUGAUACAGCAAACAAGGACUUGAUAGGGCUUACGGAGUUGUGCAUAAGCCCCCUUUUUGACUCCCAAAAUACAGGCACCAUUUAGACAUCAUUGUUAGCUGAUCGCGGGUGGAGUGUAAAUAUUCGGCAAGUUUUUUUUGUUGUUGCGUGGGGUAGAAGAGGACGUCCGCGAGAGGAAUGAAGUCUGCGACUGAUUUCAUGCGACAUAGGUUGGACAGCUCGUUGACCACCUGACUGCAGCCAAACUCUUCACAGCUAAAUCUUCGUGCUUGCUUUUGGCUCUACCAUAUGUGAUGGGAAACCUUUGCAAUAAGGUACCAUAACUCCCGAAGGGGUGAAGCGAAUCAUUUCUGCUUAUCUACCAGGGCUUUAAGCUAACCAGUUGCUAGCAGAAUUUCGAAUUAAUUAUAUCUAAUAUGUGAUUAUGUUGUUUUUGUAAAGUGGAUUAUUGUGUGAAGUAGUUUCUGAGUCAGCACACUGAUUGGAAGGACAAAUAUUCUGACUUCUACCGAUGGGGCUUGAGCAUCGCGAUCGAGCUAGCAUUAUAGCUGUGCGUUAGCUAGCAGGUCGAGUCAAAAGCCCAACCGCCUAUUUCUAAGGACCCCCAAAAUCAGAACCCUCCUGGUGGCAGGGAUGCACCACCAGGACUUUUGUGGAGACCCACCUAGUGCUGGUAGCAGGAAAACGGUGUUUCAUUACCGCAGGGGCAGCGGCGGAGGGGCGCCUGCUUUGUCCACUGGCGCUGGAGUUAAUGCACUUGAAGAAUGUUCGGCACCAGCUGGAGCCUCCUCUCCGGGACCCCAUCAACAGCCCGCAUCCCAAAUGCCUGGAGCUCAGGUGAAGAAGAAGAGUGGCUUCCAGAUAACAAGCGUCACCUCUGCUCAGAUUAACAUAAGUGGCAGUAACAGUUUGGCUGAUGACACCGAGAGCUAUGAUGACCUGGAUGAGUCGCACACUGAGGACCUUUCUUCCUCUGAUAUGCUGGAUGCUUCAGUGUCCCGAGCCACAGACACGGGUGUGCCAGAGCGAAGUUCCUCGGACGAGACAUUAAACAGCCUCCAUGGGGUGGACACGCCUGGCCUUGUGUCACCCAAUGAGCCUCCAUAUCCACAUUCCAGCCAGGGAGCUCAGAAGCAUACCGCGAUGGUAAAUGGGACUGCACACCAUCAUUAUUAUCCGCAGCAGCACAGUCUGCCCCAUCAGCAUCACGCUGAUAACUUGCCAGGAGGUGAAUCAUCAGCCCUUCCCUUAGCAUCGUUGUCUAGCUCCAGCCAGCCGCUUUCCAAAACGGGGGCUACCCCAUCCCAGAAGCCACCUGUGUUGGAGAGCACCAAACCUAUAGGGGGAACAGCACAACCAUCUGCUCCUAUUGUUGGUAGGACAGCCGGUGACUCACACCUACAGGGUACUGGGAAUUUUCAGACCGUCUCCUCUGUCACUCCAGUUCAGCCACCUGGGCAGCCAGGUUUUGACAACACUGGUGGGAUUGGACCAACAGUUUCCACUGGUGGAGUAACAGGUCAGUCAACCACCGCCUCCAGCACUCAAACGCAGACGACUACCAGCUCUCGUUUCAGAGUGGUCAAACUGGACACCAACUCUGAGCCAUUCCGCAAAGGAAGAUGGACAUGUACAGAGUAUUACGAGAAGGAGAUUCCACCUGCAGCAAUCUCGGAGGCACCUAAAGCUGCGGAUUCUUCUGCGGAGACUGAGCCCGGUAAUGCUGGAGUAAGUUCAAUUCUUUCAGCAUGUCCAGCAACCUCACACACUGCAGCCUUAUCAGCUGUCGAACCAGGAGUACACCGGUCCUCAUACAAUGCAGAGCCCGCCACAAGCUCCGGCCCAAACCAAUCCCUUCAACUAUAUGUCACCCCAGGAAGUAGUUGGUGCAGCUCACACUAAGAUGCUAGGGGCUCCUGGUACUCUCCCUGCAAGUCCACCACAAGUUGGUAUGAACCAGCCCCCCUCCCGCAUGGCCCAUCAUUUACCCUAUG
Phycodurus eques (leafy seadragon) is the source of this 2033-nucleotide messenger RNA. Its product is annotated as TSC22 domain family protein 1-like. The coding region runs from base 673 to 1941 and encodes 422 amino acids. The transcript has a single exon. The record is from RefSeq and is a predicted model, not a curated record. Lineage: Eukaryota; Metazoa; Chordata; Actinopteri; Syngnathiformes; Syngnathidae.